GAAAAGUUGGGGAGAAUUUUGUCAUACAAAGAAAACCUGCAAUACGUCUCGUAAGAGAAGCAAGCAGCUUUUCUGCUUGGCCUUUGUGAUUCUUGCUCUGCGUGGUGUAUCCCUCAACGAAAGUGAAGGAUUAUUUUGAAUGAUCAGGGAAAUUCCCUCUGUUAGGGUUUGGAUAUGAGGGUGCUGCAUCGUCUGAGCUUGUGGAUUGUUUCCACUUGAAACUGUGCAAAUUGAGCAUUUGGUUCAGUUCCUUGUUAGAUUCUAAUACAACGCUAGUGUAUUUUUAUCUUUAUAUUCAUUUUAAGGAGCCUUAUUUGAUAACAAGGAACAAAGAAUGUAUGGUAGAGCAGGUCUUGAACGAUUUAAAAAGGCUCAAUCUUCAGACCCAUUCUCAGUCACUGUCAAUUCAGCUCCCAAAACCACUACCCAACAUGCUUCUAAACCAGUUAUCCAUCCCUCAGUUCAAUAUUUGCAGUCUCAGACACAAACCCAAUACGAGUACCAACCCUAUGUUCCUCAAAAGCCAGCAGGGCUUGAGGCAGGACCAUUGGUUGGGCAGACUCAGCAGGUGACCCACGUUGGAGGGGGGCAGUCAACUUGGCAGCCGCCAGAUUGGGCGAUUGAGCCUCGACCAGGAGUUUAUUAUCUUGAGGUUUUGAAGGAUGGAGAGGUACUUGAUCGGAUUAAUCUGGAUAGAAGGAGGCACAUAUUUGGGAGGCAAUCUCAUACAUGUGAUUUUGUACUUGACCAUCAGUCUGUUUCACGCCAACAUGCUGCUGUCAUUCCUCACAAAAAUGGAAGCGUAUUUGUAAUUGAUUUGGGGUCUGCACAUGGUACAUUUGUGGCAAAUGAGCGGUUGACCAAAGAUACCCCUGUUGAGCUUGAAGUGGGCCAAUCUUUGCGGUUUGCUGCCUCAACACGAACUUAUAUCUUGAGAAAGAACGAUGCUGCUCUUUUCCCACGUCCUCCACCACCUUCGGAGAUUAAUCUGCCACCACCUCCUGAUCCAUCUGAUGAAGAAGCCGUUGUUGCUUAUAAUACUCUUUUAAAUCGAUAUGGUCUUGGCGGCCCUGAUCUACUGUCUAGAUCUAGCAUAUCUGGUAGCUCAGCAAGUGGUAGAGAUGACAGCCAGCAGUAUGGCAGAGCCUCAAAGAGAAUAAAAAAAGCAAGAGUAGCUUUCAGAGAUCAAGUUGGGGGAGAAUUAGUUGAAGUUGUUGGGAUUUCAGAUGGUGUAGAUGUAGAAACGGAGCCUGGUCCAAUAGGUGUAAAAGAAGGAAGUCUUGUUGGAAAAUAUGAAUCCCUCAUACAGACUACAGUAAUACUGAAAGGUAAGGAACAAUUGCCAGCAAAGGAAAACAAUGCUUCCCAAACAGGUGUUACUAAUAAAUUGCAAGAAGUCUUGAAUAAAGUCAAGACUGUUCCCAAAAGUGGUGUGCAUGAUGACCUUUAUGGAGAAGCAUUUUCUGGCAAAUUGGGGUCUUCCUGGGCGUAUCCUAUGGUUACUUCUGGCGGCAAACUGGAUCCUCCAACUAAGGAUGACAAACAAAAGGAUAUUGCUGCUUCGAGUGGAAAACUAGAGAACAACUCGAACUUGUACAACGAUGACAAUGAUGAUGAUUUAUUUGGUGACUAAUUAAAUAGUGUUGGAAGGAUGCUGUGUUGUUCUUUCAUAGGUGCUUUGGAGAGCAGCAGCCAGUGGACAUAAGAGACCACUGGUUCCUUUGUAGAUGGGAAAUUUUGUUGUAAUUCGUUGGAAUAUCUUUGUAGUGGAAGACCACCCAAUUUGGGAUUUUUAAUUUACAACUCAGUUACAUUUGGACUGGUUUCGAACUUAUUGUUUUAAGCUGGAAGAAAUGAAAUUGAAUUGACUUGUGGUA
Messenger RNA from Hevea brasiliensis (rubber tree), 1877 nucleotides. Its product is annotated as protein phosphatase 1 regulatory inhibitor subunit PPP1R8 homolog. The coding region runs from base 335 to 1633 and encodes 432 amino acids. The transcript is spliced from 3 exons. Gene Ontology annotation, molecular function: mRNA binding; protein binding. The record is from RefSeq and is a predicted model, not a curated record. Lineage: Eukaryota; Viridiplantae; Streptophyta; Magnoliopsida; Malpighiales; Euphorbiaceae.